AUGGCGACGAGCGGGCGCGGCGGCGGCGGCGGCGGCGGCGGCGGCGACCGCGCGUCCGCGGGGGGCUGCAGGAGGAAGGCGGCGGCCGCGGCCGGGACCCUCGCGGCAGACAUGGACUCGCACUGCGACUGUGCCGCCGAGACGCCGGCCGCCGAGCAGCCGUCGGGCAGGAUCAACAAGGCCGCGUUCAAGUUGUUCAGGAAGAGGAAAUCGGGCGGCGCGAUGCCCAGCAUUUUCGGGGUCAAAAACAAAGGGGACGCGAAAGGCUCGGGUCCGACGGGGAUGGCGAGGAGCCGGACCCACGACGGCCUGGCCGAGGUGCUGGUGCUGGAGAGCGGCAAGAAGGAGGAGCCGCGCGGCGGCGGCGGCGGGGGCGGCGGGGGGCGGCCGGGCGCGGCGGCGGCGGCGGCGGCGGCGGCGGCGGCGGGGGGCGCCCCCAGGGCGGCGGGCCCCGGCGGGGGCUCCGCGGCCCCCAGCGCCGUGGCCAAGUCGCACAGCUUCUUCUCCCUGCUGAGGAAGAACGGGCGGCCGGACAGCGGCCGGGGCGAGCCCGCGGACGCGAGCAGGGCCGGCGGCAAACAAAAGAGGGGGCUCAAGGGGCUCUUCAGCAGCAUGCGCUGGCCCAGGAAGGACAAGCGGGCCAAGGCGGAGGCCAAGGGCGAGCGCGCGGGGGCGCCGGGCGGCCUGGUCCUGCCGGGCUCGCUCACCGCCAGCCUGGAGUGCGUCAAGGAGGAGACGCCCGCGCCCGCGCCCGCGCCCGCGCGCCAGCCGGAGCAGCCGCGCGGGGACGCGCCGCCAGAGCCAGCAGCAGGUGAGCCCGGAGGGGGGCAGCCGGGGCCGGCCCCCGCCGCUCGCGCCCCCGCGCCGGACCGCCGACGGGCCCCCGGCCCCGCCGCGCCUCGGGCCGAGGGCGCCCGGGGAGAGGACGCCGCGGGGCGCCGGCGCGCCGAGGAGCCCCGGGCACCCCCGGAGCCGGGCGCGGGGGAGGAGGCGCACACGGCCGAGGAUGCCUGCAGGACAGGUGACGCGCCGGCACCGCCCGCCCCCCUGCUCGACGCGGAGUGCGGCGGCCGGGCGGCGGCCGCCCCCGACCCUUCCUCUGUCGAUCCGCCCUCAGACCCGGCGGCCGAUCGUAUUUGUUUGAUGUUUUCUGACGUGACUUCACUGAAAAGCUUUGACUCUCUUACAGGCUGCGGAGAUAUUAUUGCAGACCCGGAGGACGAGGCGGGUCCCAGCUGCGACAAGCAUGCCCCCGGGCCUGGCAAGCCAGUCCUGUCUAAAAAGAACCCCGGCGUGGUGGCCUACCAGGGCGGCGGGGAGGAGAUGGCGAGCCCGGACGAGCUGGACGACACCUAUCUCCAGGAGUUCUGGGACAUGCUGUCGCAGACCGAGGACCAGGGACGAGGGCCCCAGGAGGCGGCGGCCACGGCGGCGGCGGCGGCGGCGGCCCUGGACGCCCAGGUGGGGCCGGAGACCCCCAAAGACGCCAGGUGCGCAGAAGGGGCCAAGGACGUGCCGUUGGGCAAGCAUCGGAGGCUCAACCGGGUUCCCAUGGAGCUCCAUCCCAAGGAGGAGCCCAAACCCCCGGAGAAGGAGCAGCAGGAGGGCGUCCCCAACAGCGACGAGGGCUACUGGGAUUCCACCACUCCGGGCCCGGAGGAGGACAGCGCCGGCGGCGGCGGCGGCGGCGGCAGGAAGGCGGCCAUCCCCCGGGAUAGCUACAGCGGGGACGCGCUCUACGACCUCUACUCCGAUCCGGAUGCGGGCCCGGCCGUCGUCCCCGCCAGCGAGGAGACGGCCUGCUUGUCCCGGCUAAAGCCCGUGUCCCCGGUCACCAUCACCUGCCCGCUGCGCACACCAGGCAGCCUGCUGAAGGACUCUAAAAUCCCCAUCAGCAUCAAGCACCUCGCGAACCUCCCGUCCAGCCAUCCCGUAGCGCACCAGCAACCGGUCAGGAGUGAGAUGCCCAGAACAAAAAUCCCGGUUUCCAAAGUGCUGGUCCGCAGGGUCAGCAACAGGGGCUUGGCUGGGACCACCAUCCGGGCAGCGGCGUGCCACGACACGGCCAAAAAGUUGUGAGGUCUCCGAGGCCGACGUGCGUGGACCACACGUCAAGGAAUACAACUUUCCCUGGGAACCACUGAAACAAGUUUUGCUUCCCCCUAAACCGAGGCUCUUAGGACCAUCCCUGCUCCAGAGCCUAGACCCAGGAGGUCCCUGUGCGGCCAGCAGGGGCAGCAGGAUACAGCGUGGAGGGGGUGCUACACAUGGGAUUCUCCUCUCAAGAUAAGUUUCCUGAGAAUUAUUUUCAAGCACUUUUAAUUUUUUUACCUUUCAAAACAAAAAAUCUUUGCUUUUCCUUUUUUUGCUUUGAUGCGCUCAACACUUGGAAGUCACCUUUACUUGCCUUUGCAGAAAACAGGACUUAACCAAACAAACCUAAGUAAGCGUCAUGCCGUGAUACUCGGCCGUGCCAGGCAGGGUGCAAAGAGGGCCUGGAGGAACCACUGCCAACCCCAGAGGAGCCCCUCCUC
Molecule: messenger RNA, 2534 nt
Organism: Prionailurus viverrinus (fishing cat)
Lineage: Eukaryota; Metazoa; Chordata; Mammalia; Carnivora; Felidae
Gene: AMER2
Product: APC membrane recruitment protein 2
Exons: 1
Coding region: 1-2079 (692 amino acids)
Biological process (GO): regulation of canonical Wnt signaling pathway
Cellular component (GO): plasma membrane
Molecular function (GO): beta-catenin binding; phosphatidylinositol-4,5-bisphosphate binding
Source: RefSeq, a predicted model, not a curated record